AUGUGGGGGUCCUCCUGCGGCCCAGCCGCACCACUGGACCUGGAGUUCCCAAAUUUUGAAGAAACGAGCCUCCACCCAACGAACUACCACCACCUUUACUAUAAGAAACGUUCGAACCUAGCAAGCGACUUCCGGAAUAAAGGGCUGGAAAAACAACAACAGAAGAACUUGAUUGCCGAGAGAUUUCCACAUCUCAUCGAUUCUUCAUCCAUGGCACUUGAUUCGUCUCUCAACACCUCCACCUCUCAUAGAAAACACCACCGUUCAACCUCAGAGGCAGACAAGAAUCGGUCUCGAAAUAGCUCGCCCAAACCAGAAAGCCAUUCGUCCAAGAAAGUCAAGCUUAAAUCUGACCAAAACAUCGACCUACCCAUCCCCAAGAAAACCCACGAAGCUCCCAAGGAGUCAGAUUCAGAUUCAUCUUCGGAUUCAGAUACCGAGAAGCAGAUAAUGCAGGACAUCAACCCUGCGGAAAAUGACUCGGAAUCCGGUUGGACGACCGUCAGGAAUCAGAAGAAAAUCAGCCAAACUCAUCUCCCAGAAAACGAAAGCCCAUUAACGAAAUCUAAGCUGAAGAAGCAAGAAAAAUUAAGACAAAAAACCCUCGUCAAUCCCGCCGAAUUUCAUUUUGAUACUCGUGGAUUUCGCCAUGGAAGAAUGAUCCAACUGAAAGACGUUAGAGAUUUGGUCCUAAGUAUUAUGGCGGAUGAGCGGAAUCAAGAAUGGAUGUUAGUCAAGAACAAAAGUAGUGUCAAAAAAAUGGUAGUUCUCAUGAUACCGGGGAUCACAAAUGAACUGCUAGGGAUUCCCAAGCCUAGCAGCCCGUCAAUCAUGCCUUUUCCACUUGCCAGCAACAAAUCUCAACUACCAAUCCUCCAAUCCCUGUUUAGUCAUGCUUGUCCAACCAAGGCUGGAGGCGACCGACUCAGAAUGUUUAGCUGCUUCAACGUCUUCCUGACUUGUCCUUUAUCUGCCAUGGCCAAAGUCAAACGUGAUGAGGAACGGAAGAAAAGUUCCAGGGACGCAGUGUCGAUGGACCCAACAACAUACCUUCUCUCUACGGAACAAAUGGUCGAACAAGAUUAUCCUUCUCUUCAUUACCAACCCCCUAUUUCGACGCUAGACCGGCGACAAGCAAGAGCCAAACAACCCCUUGCGGUACAUUCAAACCCAUCAACACCUCGGCCACCAUUCGAAGCAUGGCUCACACACCCGGAGCCCGGCUUUGUCCAAACCCCACUAUACCCUGAUUCGUCUCUUGGAAGACCGCUGAAAAUCCUGGGAGUUGAUUGCGAAAUGUGUGUGACGGCAUCAGGAAGUGAAUUGACUCGAGUGACGAUUGUUGACUCGAACGAGCAACUGGUGUACGAUCAAUUGGUCCUACCAGACUUACCAAUCACCGAUUAUCUCACGCGCUUCAGUGGGAUCACCGAGGAAAGAUUGAAAGGGAUCACCACUCGCUUGAUCGAUGUGCAAAAGAAAUUGGCCGAAUUGAUCGAUUUCAAUACCGUUCUUGUUGGCCAUUCGCUGGAUUGCGAUUUGAAAGCUUUGAAGAUUGCGCAUCCAUGGGUCAUCGAUACCAGUGUGAUUUACCAACAUCCACGCGGUUUACCGAUGAAACCGUCCCUGAAAUGGUUGGCCUCUAAAUGGCUAGGCCGAGAGAUACAAUCCAAUGGAUUGCCGAAUGGCGGACAUGAUUCCGAAGAAGACGCUCGAACGGCUGUCCAACUUCUAAAGAAAAAGAUGGAGAAGGGCUUGGGUUUUGGCGAAUUUACUUCGGAUACCGAGUCGAUCUUCGAGAGAAUAGCCCGUGGGAAUCUUCCUAAACGAUCUGCUUUGGUCGACUUUGGCACCCCGUCCUCUUCCUCUAAUUCUUCCGGCGAUGGUCAGAAAGUUCAUAAUCUGGUCGUCAAAAACAAUUGGAAAGACGUCGACUCGUUCACUUUUGCUUCUGAUAGUGAAGUUGCCGAUGGAAUCAUUUCAGCUUUGCAUGACCAUGAUUUCGUGUUUGGUCGCUUUAUGGAACUAUCUCAUUCUCUUGGCUGGUCGCAACCCCAAGGUGCAAAGAAAGAAGCCCAAGAAAACGGAAAUGAGGAUACUGUUCAGGACGAAGAGGAUUCAGAGGAUGGGGACGAGAAAAAAGAAGAAAGACACAAGAAGGUGUGCGACAGCUUAGAUCAGACGAUUAGUAAGUUGAACGAGCGGCUACCGAGAGGCACAUCUUUUAUCAUCAUCAACGGACAUUCCGAUCCCCGAACGAUGGCUCAACUAAACGGCAAAAAGAACCGAUUCGAACGCUCUCUUAAGAAACAAACAACGCUAAAUAACCAUUAUCAUCAUCAGAACAACCUCAGCAGUGUUUCCUCUACUCUUGUUAAUCUUGCUCAGCCCCCUCUGAACGGCGGAAACAAGGAUUCUCAAACGGAUGAGCGUAGUGGUGAUGUGGCUCAGGACAAGACUUCGGCCGAAGAAGACAAAUGGACAAGUCAGGACGAAAGGGACUUGGCUGAUGCAGUCGAAAAAUGUAAAAUCGGCAUGUCCUUUUAUAGAAUUAAGUAG
Molecule: messenger RNA, 2559 nt
Organism: Puccinia triticina
Lineage: Eukaryota; Fungi; Basidiomycota; Pucciniomycetes; Pucciniales; Pucciniaceae
Exons: 6
Coding region: 1-2559 (852 amino acids)
Cellular component (GO): nucleus
Molecular function (GO): exonuclease activity; nucleic acid binding
Source: RefSeq, a predicted model, not a curated record